AUUUUAUUUUUAUUUUUCCGCUGCAGAUUUCUUCGUUGUGAGGACUAAGUGCCUCUUCACUGUAGGUGUCAAAUAAAAGGGGCAUUAAUUCUCCACAUAAGAAGGGAGUGCAGUACAUAUGAACCCCUUCUGCUACGAAACCCCGUGGAAGACGGCUGGCCUUGGCACGGCGCAUAGCAGGCAGCAGCCGGCGUUGAGAAGGGGAGCGGCCGAUCUUCUGAUCGAUUUGUUAGGCUUUUAGGCAUAACGAAGAAGCUAGCAGGAGUUAUUAGUUUAUCAUGGAUCAGCCACUAUUGGACCGUGCAGCUUCUUCCUCGUCUAAGGCCACAGGCAGUAGAGCAGCUUUCACAGAUGCUGGAUUCUUUAGUGUUAUCACUUUUUCUUGGAUGGGGCCGUUACUUGAUCUUGGAAGGAGGAAAGCACUAGAUCUUGAUGAUGUGCCAACUUUGGAUGAUAAUGACAGUGUUCAAGGCAUCCUCCCUAACUUUGAGGCGAAGCUCAUCUCAGUUUCUGGUUCAGGGAAGUACACCGGUGUUACAACAAUUAAGCUGGUCAAAGCUCUUGUUCUUACAACCUGGAAAUUAAUCCUCUUCACUGCAGUUUGUGCCUUACUCCGUACUGUCUCUUCAUAUGUUGGUCCAUACCUGAUUGAGUACUUUGUUGAUUACCUGAAUCGAAGUCCACGGACCGCUAAAGAAGGCUACAUUUUGGUGUUGAGUUUUGUUGUUGCGCAGUUCAUCAAAGGCCUCUCAUCAAGGCAUUUGCUCUUCAGAUCGCAACAACUUGGUGUGCGGGUGCGCUCAGCUCUUGUCGCCAUCAUUUACCAAAAGGGUCUCUCCCUCUCAAAUCAGUCCAGGGAAAGCAUUUCAAGUGGAGAGAUCAUCAAUGCCGUGAGCGUUGAUGCGGUGCGUGUCGCGGGUUUCAAUUCGUCCAUGCAUGAGCUUUGGUUGUUUCCUGUGCAGGUUAUUCUAGCAAUGCUGAUCCUAUACUCCACUCUUGGUUUGGCAGCAUUUGCAGCCCUUGCUGCCACUGUUUUGACAAUGUUAGCAAAUCUACCUAUAGGGAGGAUCCAGCAAAAUUACCAAGAGAAAAUGAUGGAUGCCAAGGAUGCUAGAAUGAGGGCUAUGUCUGAGAUGCUGCGGAACAUGCGCAUUCUCAAGCUUCAAGGAUGGGAAAUGGUCUUCUUGUCGAAGAUCAUGGAGUUGAGGAAGGAGGAGAUGCAUUGGCUAAAGAAAGAUGUAUACACCUCAGCUAUGCUUAUAUCUGUCUUCUUUGGAGCUCCUGCUUUUAUUGCUAUGGUCACCUUUGGAACUUGUUUGCUUCUAGGCAUUCCAUUAGAAACAGGGAAAGUAUUGUCUGCUCUAGCAACGUUUAGGCAGCUACAAGGACCAAUCAAUAGUAUCCCAGACACAGUCUCUGUGAUCAUCCAGACAAAAGUAUCACUUGACAGGAUAUGCUCUUUUAUGCACCUCGAGGAACUAUCGAGCGAUGUUGUAACUAAACUUCCAAGAGGUACAACUGAUGUAUCGAUUGAGGUGAGGAACGGUCAGUUCUCUUGGAACACAUCUUCUGAGGUUCCUACUCUCCGAAAUUUGAACUUCCGUAUUCGACAAGGAAUGAGGGUUGCUAUCUGUGGAACUGUUGGAUCUGGAAAAUCAAGUUUGUUGUCAUGCAUACUCGGUGAGAUACCGAGGUUAUCAGGAGAUGUUCAAACAUGUGGUAGGAUUGCCUAUGUUAGCCAAUCGCCAUGGAUACAGAGUGGGACAAUUGAACAUAACAUACUUUUUGGCACAAAACUGCAUAGGGAAAGGUAUGAAAAGGUCCUUGAAGCAUGCUGUCUUAAAAAGGACUUGGAAAUAUUACCAUUAGGUGAUCAGACAAUUAUAGGAGAGAGAGGCAUUAACCUAAGUGGCGGACAAAAGCAAAGGAUACAAAUUGCACGUGCUUUGUAUCAAGAUGCAGAUAUCUUUCUGUUUGAUGAUCCCUUCAGUGCUGUUGAUGCUCAUACUGGGUUGCACUUGUUCAAGGAGUGCUUACUUGGACUCUUAGCUUCAAAAACUGUAGUGUAUGUUACCCACCAUGUCGAAUUUUUGCCAUCAGCCGAUGCUAUCAUGGUCAUGAAAGAUGGACAAAUAAUACAAGUUGGGAAUUACGCUGAAAUACUUAAUUCUGGAGAAGAGUUCACAAAAUUAGUAUUUUCCCAUAAGGAUGACAUUUCUACUCUAGAAAGUUUAGAACACUCAAGUGGCAAUCCCGAAAGUAGUCUUAUUCCUGGUGACAGUGGAAGUAUGCUUUUCAGACAAGAUAAGCAAAAGGAUGAAAAUGAAGGAGCAGAAGGGAUUGUUCAAAAUGGUCAGUUGGUACAAGAAGAAGAAAGGGAGAAAGGGCGGGUUGGGAUUUCUGUCUAUUGGAAAUAUAUUACAAUGGCAUAUGGUGGAGCACUUGUGCCGCUUAUUUUGCUCGCUCAGAUAAUUUUUCAAGUUCUUCAAAUUGGAAGCAAUUUUUGGAUGGCUUGGGCUGCUCCAAUAUCCAAAGAUGUGAAUCCUCCAGUCAAUAGCUUGAAAAUGGUACUUGUAUAUGUUGCGUUAGCUUUUGUGAGCUCGUUAUUCAUUUUCAUAAGAUCCCAUCUUCUUGUCAUGGCUGGAUGUAAGACUGCAAUGAUGCUAUUUGAUAAGAUGCAUCGAUGCAUAUUCCAGGCUUCAAUGUCUUUCUUUGACUCCACUCCUAGCGGUCGAAUCUUGAACAGAGCUUCUAGUGAUCAAAGCACAGUGGAUACCAGCAUUUUUGACCUGAUGGGAUAUGUUCUAUUUCCUGUUAUCGAACUUCUUGGAACAAUUAUUUUAAUGUCACGGGUAGCAUGGCCAGUCUUCGUAAUUUUUGUCCCAAUUAUUGCAGCAUCUCUGUGGUAUCAGCAAUAUUACAUAGAUGGUGCUAGGGAGUUGCAGAGGUUGACUGGAGUUUGCAGAGCUCCGCUGAUGCAACAUUUUGCUGAAUCAGUAGCUGGAUCAAAUAUUAUUAGAUGCUUUGGCAAGGAAAGACAGUUUAUCAAUUAUGUCAGUCAUUUCAUGGAUAAUUUAUCUAGACCAAGUUUAUAUAAUUCUGCUUCAAUGGAAUGGUUGUGCUUUCGCUUGGACAUUCUUUCAUCCUUUAUCUUCGCAUUUGCCUUGGUACUUCUGGUCACCUUGCCAGCUGCUCUAAUUGACCCAAAGACAGCUGGUCUUGCAGUCACUUAUGGAUUAAGUCUGAACAUGUUGCAAGGGUGGGCUAUUGCAGUGCUCUGUAGUUUGGAAAAUAGAAUGAUAUCCGUUGAAAGAAUUUUUCAAUACAUGUUUAUUCCUUCUGAACAACUCCUUACAAUAUCAAAAAGUAGACCAAACUGCCAGUGGCCGACAAAUGGUGAAAUUGAGCUUCGCAACCUCCAUGUAAGGUAUGCAACACAAUUGCCUUUUGUUUUGAAAGGCCUUACUUGCACUUUACCCGGAGGGUUGAAGACCGGCAUCGUUGGAAGAACUGGCAGUGGCAAGUCAACCUUGAUUCAAGCGCUAUUCCGUAUUGUCGAGCCAUCUAUUGGGCAAGUGUUGAUAGACGGCCUUGAUAUCUGCACCAUUGGACUACACGACCUACGGACAAGAUUGAGUAUCAUUCCACAAGAUCCUGUGAUGUUUGAGGGGACCCUACGAAAUAACAUUGACCCUUUGGAGGAGUACAGCGAUGAACAAAUUUGGGAGGCAUUGAACUCUUGUCAUCUUGGCGAUGAAGUUAGAAAGAAUGAGCUCAAGCUUGACUCUGCAGUUACAGAAAAUGGCAACAACUGGAGUGCAGGUCAGCGCCAGCUUGUUUGUUUGGGAAGGGUAGUUCUAAAGAAGCGAAAGAUCUUGGUUUUGGAUGAAGCAACUUCUUCAGUGGAUCCAAUAACUGACAAUUUGAUUCAGAAAACCCUGAAGCAACAAUUUUUCGAAUGCACAGUGAUUACAAUAGCACAUAGGAUCGCAUCUGUUCUUGAUAGUGAGAAGGUCAUUCUUCUGGACAAUGGUAAAAUCGCAGAGGAUGACUCGCCAGCAAAACUUCUGGAAGACAAUUCAUCGUUAUUUUCGAAACUUGUAUCAGAAUACACCAAGGGAUCAGAGUAUUAAACUAUGUAGAUGAAAGAGGGGCCAAAUAUAUCACCGAAACUAAAUUUUUGGCUUAAAUUUAAAUAUUCUUUCUUGGUAACUUGUUGCAACAUGAUCAGUUGUGUAUUCGGAAUGUGCAAUGGAACAUUCAUAUAUUAUUACAUUUGCUCAUUGGUUUGC
Molecule: messenger RNA, 4292 nt
Organism: Oryza sativa Japonica Group (Japanese rice)
Lineage: Eukaryota; Viridiplantae; Streptophyta; Magnoliopsida; Poales; Poaceae
Product: ABC transporter C family member 3
Biological process (GO): transmembrane transport
Cellular component (GO): membrane
Molecular function (GO): ATP hydrolysis activity; ABC-type transporter activity; ATP binding
Source: RefSeq, a predicted model, not a curated record